AUGGCCUGUCUGCUGCUCGCGCUCUGCAUCCUGCCGGACCCGGCCGCUGCGGCAGUGGGGUCACCUAGCGGCGCCUCAGCCCGCAGCCCGUCCGUCGCCCCCCACAUCGGCGACCUUGUGCCGCUCACCAUGUACAUCAGAGCGAAGCGGCAGAUCCGGCACGCCUUCAUCUCCGUCGCCGAUCAGCAACUAGCGGUGGACGAAGAGGCGGUGGUCGACAACGCCGAGGGCAAUGUCGAGGCCGCCACAUCCGUGGAAGUGCUGCGACCGAAGGACCUCGACCUGCCAUCUCUAGGUGCCACCAGAGGCAAGCACGAAAACCAGGUUGUGCGCCUGCUGCCACCAGCGUUUAGCCCACGCUUCGGCAUCAACAAAGCCGUCACGAUCGCGGCGAACAGCACCCUGCGUGCGGCCGGUCAGAGCCUGCACGAGGACAAGACGCUGCAGCAGAGCGACUUGGCGUUCCGCUUCAGUGUCGGCAGAGGGCUACACAAGGAGUCGACAUGGUUGCCGCUGGCGGCCCGCAAGAAAUACACGAGUCAGCUCUCCGAGACUCUCGCUGGCCGGCUACAUGAGCUGCAAGCCGCGCAAGCCGCCGACGCCGCAGCGGAGCGUCAGCGCGACGAGGAGGCCGCCGAGGCCAUGGACAACACGGCCGCUGCAGUCGCAGCGCAGAAGGUGCAGUACCUCUCCCGCGUCACCUUCUUCUUUGGUUAUCGCAGAGGCGAUCUGCAGAAGAUGACGUCCUUUUCUAUCACAGCGCAGUACUCGCCAGAGGUGAAACCGGGUGUUGAGCUGCAGUUCCUCUGGAGCGAGCACCGCCCCUACAACCCAAAUCGCGCAGUGACGCUGUGCAGUGCCGUGGCGGUAUUGGUGUCGAUGAUCACCGUGUUGGCCGUGUUCCACCCGUCCAGUCGGAGUAUGCUGCUGUUCAGUCAACGCAUCGUCGCUGUGCGGGCCCACGACUGA
Messenger RNA from Leishmania major strain Friedlin, 969 nucleotides. RefSeq lists its product as hypothetical. NCBI's taxonomy places the organism in Eukaryota, Euglenozoa, Kinetoplastea, Trypanosomatida, Trypanosomatidae. The coding region runs from base 1 to 969 and encodes 322 amino acids. The record is from RefSeq and is a predicted model, not a curated record. The transcript has a single exon.